UAAUUCUUGUUAUUUUCCAAAUUUGCAUACUAUGCAACAACCUCCUUUACAGGAACCACAUCUCUCAGACAGAAAACACUAUAGAAGAAAAUUUUCUGGCACCAAAAAGUCCUUCUUUGGUUUGGAAACCAGACCAGAGCUGUUAUGGGAGGAUUGGGUUGUCGGAAAAGAGUACACUAAGACAAUGGUGUUAAGAAAUGUUUGUAACAAACUACAGAAACUGCGCAUAAGAGCUCCAGCAUCCAAUUUUUUCUCAAUCAUAAAUCCUGAAAUUGCUGUUCUAAGCCCCGGAACUUCCUUCUCCUUACCAGUCACCUUUAGACCUCUUCAAAGGUGUGAGUAUAAAGACAGAAUUCAGUUUCAAGCUAAAGAGGGAAGCUUUCAAAUACACCUCCAUGCUGUGCCUCCACAUUUUGAGCUGAAGGUGCCCGAAACUGUGAUGCUCCCCCACUGUGCAGUUCAGCAUGCCACAAAAACCAGGUUCCCACUAAAAAAUGCCAGUAAAGUUGUGCUGUAUUUCAAAUGGGACUGUUGGGCUCCCUUUAAGCUCACUCCAGAAAAUGGCUUGUUAAAACCUGGUGAGGAGUGCCUGAUCUUCGUGGACUUUCAACCGCUGGAGGCAAAGGUUUUCCAGCAGCAGGCACACUGCAGAUUUGGAGAAGAUGGGGAAAAAAUGGAUAGCUUCUGCACUGUGCUUCUACAGGGCAUAGGCAAAUAUCCAUAUCUUCAAUUACAUAAUCCCAGUAUCAAAGAUAAAAAAAGCCAAGUUGAACCCGAGUUACACUUUGGGUCUGUGGCUAUUGGCCAGAGUUUGAGUAAAAACCUUCAGAUCUCCAAUCCUUCUCCUGUAAAUGUGUGUUUUUCUCUCUCACGGCUAUCUGGGGGGUCAGAAAUGUUUGAACCCGACUUCAGCUGGAACAUCACCAGUGGCAAAAUGGCGCCGGGUGAAUCGCUCAAAGUUACUGUCACUUAUUCCCCUGCUAUGGUUGACAUAGUCUCUGUGGAGUAUUUGUGUCUUAAUUGCAAAGGGGCACUCAACAAACCAAGGGUCAAACUCACAGGGAAGAGUGUAGGCCCCAACGUUUGUUUGUCCUCAUCUGUGGUUGACUUUGGGUAUGUUGAGGAAAAAGGAUCAGCAGUAAAAACAGUGGAGCUGCUGAACUCUUCCCCUGCUCAGGCCAUCUAUCAAUGGGACAUAGAUUGUAAGAACAGUGUUUUUACUGUUUUACCAGCAAGUGGCACUCUGAACCCACAUGGCCAUAUCAAAGUCAAGGUCCUCUACAAACCCACACACCCUAUAGCACACCACAGAAAAGUGGCCUGUCUCAUACUCCACAAGAAGCCUCUGUUUCUGGACUUGAUGGGAACAUGUCAUUCAGAGCCUCAGCAGCCAGCAAUAUUAAAGAACUCAUCAGAGUCUGUCUGUGAUCAGCAGAAACUUCAUAAUACAAAGCUGAACCGACAGGGGGAUCUAGAUACCGCUUCUGUCAUUUUGGACACACCCACAGAUAAUGAUAAUGAAAUCAGUCUGGAACAUAUGGAUCCUCUCUCCUCUCCAUCCCUUCCAUUUGUAACCAUUGAACCAAGCGAACUGCUGUUCAACCACAAAACAACAUCCUCUUUUUCUUCUUCAUCUGAUAUCUCGCGGUUUGUGUCUGUUGCAAACCGAUCAAAAACAAAACUCUGCCUGGUGUGGACGGUUAUCCAAGACUCCCCUUUUAGUGUUGCUCCUUCAUUUUUUGAGUUGGCUCCACUAAAGUCGACCACCGUGUGUGUGACAUAUGAACCAAAGCAGAUCAAUACCCUGCAUGGAGGAGAGCUUGAGUGCUUUGUAUACAAGAAAGAUCCUAAUGCUGAGCAACAUGUUCCAUGUCUGCCUCGGUGUAUGACUGUCAGAGUAAUCGGCCACUCUUUUCAGCCAGAAAAAGAGCGUUUCACCCCAUGCUGCAUUUUGAAACCUCAUCAAGUGGUGUUUCCUCCUCUGAAAGCCAUUUCCUGCCGGACUGUGCUGCUGCAGAAUAACGGAGAUCAACCUCUCACGUUUUGCCUGGACCACACAUCAAACAAUGCCUUGCCAAAAUCUGUGCAAAUCUUUCCAGCCUGUGGUUUGAUCCCACCAGAAAAACACCAGAUCAUCACCAUCAGGACAGUCCCCACAGAGGACAGUCCCAAGCAGGGCUACAACAUUCCACUGCAGCUCAAUGCAGCUAAAGUCAAAAAGGAACUGAACGUUGUGAGUGUUUUAGAAAAGCCAAAUGUGUCUUUGGAAAGUGGCAACACUUUAUAUUUCCACCCAACAGCUGUUGGCUGUAGAACCCAGCACCCCCAUUCCAUCAGGAACCUAAGCUGUUUGCCCAUCAAGUUCCAGUGGUGCAUUUCAGAGGCAGAACAGCAGCUUAUCUCUGUCGAACCAGAUGCUGGUGAACUGCAUCCCAACGAGAGCUUGGUGCAGAUGUGGUCCUUCAGUCCUGUGGCAAAGAAAACAUACACAUUGAAACCAACACUCAGCUUCUGGAGCAAUGAGUCUGACAAGAUGCACCUAACCCUAGAACUGAUUGGGAAGGCCUCAGCUGUCUCCAUUGAGGCAGUAAAAGAAGUCCUGGAUGUGGGAGAGAUUUUAGUUGGAAGCUGUCACUUAGUUGACAUUCCUAUAGUGAAUAAAAGCCCCUGCCCAAUUUAUUUCCGUCUCUCUGUUCAGCAGAUGCUAAGAGAACAUCUUCCUAACUUUGAAGAUAACAGUGCACUGCAACUAGACUGUGAAACGGGAACAAUUGCUUCACAUUCCACUUUUUUUCUCCAAUCCACUCUCAGACUUUGCACAAAAGCCCAGUACUUCUGGGCCAUCAGCUACCAGAUUGUAAAUGCCUCUGGCUCUAGUUUAAGCCGUCCUCAGAAUCUGUGUGAAGUGCAGGCUAAGGGGGUGUACCCCACCUUACAGGUGAUGGAUGCAUGUAGCAGCGGCAGCAUGGCCAGGCUCUCUAAGCAAUAUUUGUGGAAACUCUUCUCAUUAGACAACCUUAAUGAGCACCUGCUUUCCAUGCCCUCCCCUGCAGAGGUUUCUUACAAAAUACCCACCAGACACAGUCUGGACAACAGUCCAUCGAUCUUUAGUGAAGUGAUGUUGGAUUUCAAUUUUGGUGCUGCUCCUCUGAAUUCAGAUCCCUCAGAUUUCAUGUUGAUGUUUGUUAACCCUGGUUCUAUCCCUGCAGAAUGGACAUUCUUAUUUCCAGAGGACCAACAGAUGGAGCUGGAGGACUGGGCCUUAGCAGAUUACACAGACCUGCUCCCUGUGAAGAUUUCAGACAAACAACUCUUUCGAGUGUCCCCUCGUUCUGGAACUUUGCUUCCUGGCCAGAAGAAGGCAGUACGCUUCACUUAUAGUCAUGACUUCAUUGGAACUAACCAACUUUCUGUGUUGUUCAAACUCAAUUUUGGCAGUGAAAUUCUGCUAAAAUUUGAAGGAGUAACAGUCGACCAAAAUGAACCAUACAUCCACUUUGCUUCGAAUAACCAUACGUUCAGGUCUAUAGCUAUCGGUGACUCCAGCCCUCCACAACAGAUGUACGAAUUGUACAAUAGUGGAGCAGUGGCAGUACAUUAUGAAGUGGACCAAGCAGUGUUGUCACAGCUUCAGAUGGAUAACUAUAAUCAUCCAGUAUUGAGAUGCCUCAGUCCACAAGGAGACAUUCCUCCUGGAAAUAAAGCCACCCUUGAAUGGAUCUUCUCUCCACUGGAGGCUAAGAUGUACCAUAUGGAUGUUCCUAUCCACAUCCAGGGUAGGGAUUCAAAAGUAAUCAAGUUUGAGGGAUGUGGGAUUAAUGCAUCAUCUAACCUCGUUCAAUGCAAUGAUAAAAAGGAGCUCUUUGUCCAGAAGAUGCCAUUCCCAGGACAGGUGGCUUUCUUGUCUGAGGACACGGUCGUUUUGGGUCAUAUCCCUGUUUACACAACGUCUUCUAGAAUCAUCUUCCUCACCAGUUUGUCCAACGCAGACACUCUUCACUACCUCUGGGAAAUUCCCACACAGCACAAUAAACAAGUGUUACAAAUCCAGCCAGAGCGAGGCUGCCUUGGUCCAGGAGAGUUUGCUCUUUGCGUCCUGACUUACGUAUCUCAUUAUCCUUCUGUUGAUCAGCUUGAUCUCAUAUGUCAGGUUACUCGACAAGCUGCAUUAGUGCAGUAUCAACACGAGUUGAAGCGCUGGGAAGCAGAAAAAAAACGUCAGGAAGAUGAAUUCAUAAUCACCGACAAGCGUGCCUCUGACUUUCAAAGAGUUUUAGUUGAUGAGAUAUCCCUCACACCUCCUGCAAGAAAAGAGAAACCCCUUAUAAAAUACAAGACUCUUCCUCCUAUCUCUGGCAGCAACAGCAGCAAAACAGCUGGAAUUUUAUACCCCAAACAAACAAGAGCUGAGAAAAGGCUGCAGCGAGAAGCAGCGAAAGUAUGGAGGCGCCCCAAACCUCCUGAACCUGCUCUGCUGCAUCUGAGUGUGACAGCCCACUCCCAUGACUGUCUGGACUACUUCACACACUUUCCUGACCAGUACAAGAAACAUCACAGGAGUCAGGGUAUCGUACUUGAUUCUUCAGGCCAAAACCUCCCUGCUGAGCUGUUUUCAUCAUCACCGCCCAUUGGGAGAGAGAUCUUGGUGGAUGUACUUACUACUCUUUACAAAAAUCUACUUGAUGAUGCAGCUUUAGCAGAGUUUCUGAUGGCUUUAGCCUCCAAGCCUCCACCCUACCAGGCUCACAUUGCUACAUGUCCGCCCUCCAUUUUACCAUCUUCACCUCAACAUUCUGUUCUCAUGAAUUCGACAGUAGAUGGAGCAAGAGUAGCAGAAUGUUUAGAAGCAAUUCCUCUAAACCAGACACCUCCGGGGUCUCUGCAUGUUCCUGCAGAUUUAACUGACUGUGUUUUGUUAAACACGCUGCAGAACAUAAUGAUGGAGGCUGUGAGAGGAGAGCUGGUCCUUACAGCACACCCCCACAGCAUCAUGCUACCUCCGCGCUCGAUGAGGAGCCGGCAGGCUUUGGCUGAAGAGGACUAAUCUACCCAGCAUCCAACAGGAUCCUGGAGGAGCAAGCCUGUUGGGAGCUGCAAAAAAAUUGAGUUCAGGGUCUUCUAUACACCCAUUAAAUAGUUGAGAUCAAAGAGAAAACCCAAAGUGCCCAAGAUUUCUUUUCUUGCCAUGAGGAGCCAGAGAUGCAAGCUAAUUUAAUUGCUUCAGGAGCCAAAAAUAUUGUUCAUUGUUAAUUUUUACCUGAUUAAAGAUAACACAAAUGCACAAUAUUUAAAUGAAAGAAGCAAAUUAGUCCUAAUUCUAAAGAAAAGUGAUCUGUAAAUCACUUUUCUAUAAAAAGAAAUAUUACAUGAAAAAAAUAUUUCAAUAGGUUAUCUGGUUAGAAAAAAAUGG
Messenger RNA from Cyprinodon variegatus (sheepshead minnow), 5410 nucleotides. It is a transcript of the gene cfap65, whose product is annotated as cilia and flagella associated protein 65. The transcript has 34 exons. The coding region runs from base 32 to 5044 and encodes 1670 amino acids. The record is from RefSeq and is a predicted model, not a curated record. Lineage: Eukaryota; Metazoa; Chordata; Actinopteri; Cyprinodontiformes; Cyprinodontidae.